Messenger RNA from Paralichthys olivaceus (Japanese flounder), 3741 nucleotides. RefSeq names its product solute carrier family 17 member 5 (gene slc17a5). Gene Ontology annotation, cellular component: membrane. Gene Ontology annotation, molecular function: transmembrane transporter activity. Lineage: Eukaryota; Metazoa; Chordata; Actinopteri; Pleuronectiformes; Paralichthyidae. Gene Ontology annotation, biological process: transmembrane transport; monoatomic anion transport. The record is from RefSeq and is a predicted model, not a curated record.
CGUCAUUGAGCAGCUGACUGGAGGGAGGGGUUAGCAGUUAGCUGUUGUUAGCAGCUGAUGUUAGCUCCGGUGUUCAGUGUGUGUGUGAUGCUGUAGAUCUCAGGUUCGAACCCUCAGUGCAACAUGUCUCGGUUCAGCUCGGACGUGGAGGACGAGCAGGAGACCCCGCUGCUCCACCGGGGACACGAAGACAGAGCGCACAGAGCUCCAGCAUGCUGUUCAUCCCGCUAUGGCCUGGCGCUGCUCUCCUCUUACGGCUUCUUUGUGGUCUACUCUCUGAGGGUGAACCUCAGCGUGGCGAUGGUGGACAUGCUUAACAACACUCAUCAGUCCAGCGGCAACCACAGCGGCACAGUGUGUCCCACUCACGCCAACCCUGCACGGCCCAAACACAACCACACGGCCAGCGUGUACGACUGGGACUCGGAGACGCAGGGCUGGAUUCUCGGCUCCUUCUUCUACGGCUACAUCCUGACACAGAUCCCUGGCGGCUUCCUGGCGGGACGCUAUGGACCCAAGUGGCUGAUGGGUUUUGGAAUCCUGGGAACUGUAGUUUUUACACUGCUCACCCCUGUGGCUGCCGACCUGGGUGCAAGCUAUCUCAUUGCUGUCAGGGUGCUGGAGGGGGUCGGAGAGGGAGUCACAUUUCCUGCAAUGUACACCAUGUGGGCAGCGUGGGCUCCGCCGCUGGAGAGGAGCCGGCUGCUCACCAUCUCCUACGUUGGAGCCCAGCUGGGGACGGUGAUAUCUCUUCCUCUGUCGGGGGAAAUCUGCUUCUACCUCGACUGGACCUACGUGUUCUACGUGUUUGGUGCUGUUGGUCUGGUGUGGUUCAUCUUGUGGGCUUUUCUCGUCUUCGACAGUCCAAACACUCACCCACGGAUAUCAGAGCGGGAGAGACUCUACAUCACCAACUCACUCAAGAACGAGCUGUCCACCUCUGCAGGCUACAUCCCCUGGAGAGCCAUCGUGACCUCCAGGCCGCUGUGGGCCAUCGUCGUGGCUCACUUCUCCUACAACUGGACCUUCUACACCCUCCUCACCCUGCUGCCGACCUACAUGAACAACGUCCUGGGAUUCAGCAUUCAGCAGAAUGGUUUACUGUCAGCUCUGCCUUAUUUGGGCUGUGCAGUGUUCGCUGUGCUGAGUGGUCAGAUUGCCGAUUACCUGCGGGAAACCUGCCAGUGUCCCACAGUCACCGUCAGGAAGGUGUUCUCCCUCAUCGGUAUGAUCGGGCCGGCCGUGUUCCUGGUGGCAGCGGGUUACACAGGCUGUGACUACAUUCUGGCCAUCACCUUCCUCACCAUCUCCUCCUCUCUGGGUGGAGUGUCGGCCUCUGGAUUCAACAUCAACCACCUGGACAUUGCACCUUCGUAUGCUGGGAUCCUGCUGGGGAUCACAAACACCUUUGCCACCAUUCCUGGAAUGGUGGGACCAGUCAUAGCAAGAGCCCUCACCACAAAUAACACCAUAGAAGAAUGGCAGACGGUCUUUUACAUCGCUGCAUCCAUCAACCUGAUCGGAGCAGCUUUCUACACCGUGUUCGGCCGAGGAACCGUGCAGCCCUGGGCCGUCCACACGUCCCUUUCUCAUCACGGAGACUGAGGCGGAAGACGAGCACCGGACCCCGUUUCCUUGAUUCCGAUUAUUCAGACCGACAAAUCACAAUCGUGGGUUUUUACUCUACAGGUAGUUUCAGCGACAGAUGUGCUCCAGCUGCGCUGCUAAUUCGCAAAGCAAAGUAACAGUGAGUAACAGCCGUGACACUUUCAAGGAUACCUUUUCUGUGACCGUGGGCACUGAUGAACCUGCAGUCACAGGAGUGGAAAAAGCAGAUUGCACCUUUAGUUAAGCAGAAAUGCUUUGGAGACAAAAUAAUAAUUUAGCAAAGCCAAAGAAACACUGUGUUAAUCUAUAAGUGAAUCUGAGGCUCCUUAGUAGGAGGGUAAGCACUGUAAUCAUCAGCGAGUUAGAUAAGAUAAUCCGUUAUUACGCCCACUACGCGGAUAGUGAAAAUAUACACGUCUGUAAAGCUAAUAAAUACAUAACCACUAACACGGGGACAUAUCAAAUACACAACGUCAACAGAAUUUAUACUGUGUAAUAUAACUUCAACUUUAAAGGUCAGUUAAUGCAGUUUAGAUAGUUCAAGCUUAAUGAAUAUAUCACGAUAAACUGUGAAAGAGCAUUUAUCCCACUUCUGUUACUUUGUGGUUUUCAGGGUUACUAGUCAAACCAAAUUCUGUUACUUCUGCCUCCAGAGCACUUCUGCUUUUAUUAUUUUACCCCAGAAUUCCACAGUAAGUUUUGAGUUUUAUUGCCAGAGUAAAAGUCUAAACUCUUCAGACGGACGUUUUUUUACACUUCUGCGUGUACAUUUUGGGAAAACACAAAACCUGCUACUUUAAAACCCAUAAUUAAGAGCCAGUAAUACUUAGUUCACACUGAUUUUCUUCUUGCCAACACAUUUUAAAACUUGCAGCCAAAAAGCCACAGUUAGGAGCCAAAUCAGAGUUCGAUCUGCAGUCGCUAAUCGAUACGUGUGAACUCUUUGAGGACUCUUGCCAACACGUCACCAGAUGAAUUAACGACCACUGACUUUGAAAGUGGUGUAGUCUGAACUUGGCGUAAGUGUUUAAACUGUUAAAACAGAUGUGUCAUCCCAAACCAGAUGGACACAGAGUGGAUAACGUCUUUUUGUUGUAGAGUAGAUUAAGACCUCACAGCACGCACAAACACUUUUUGGGGGAAAUGCCUGACAGUGACGCCUCCUUCAAUGAUUUUAAAGCUCUUUGUCUUCAAUAGGUCUCAUUUUUUUUUUAAGUAAUAUACGAAAGAUCCUGGACUUGAGAUUCGUCGAGAGGUUUUUCCUCUCAUUCGAAAGGUUUGUCUUUUUUUUUUGUAAUCUUUUAUUUUUUUAAUGUACGUACUCAGAUGGUGCAGUAAAGGGAUUGUUUGUGCACAACAAGAUGUUCUCAGGUUGUCCACCAGGAACCUCUUUAGUAGCAGCCUUGAAUUAAUGUCUGUGGAAAGUGCUGGUCAUGAUUUUCCAGUCUGUAACACUAAGUUGUUGUUGCCUUUCUUAGAAAAGGGAAAAGAAAUCUGUGCUUUGAAAGAGUUUCCUGAUGGACACAGACUCGUUUUAUUCACAGAAUCUUUCUGUGCCAAUCCUCAGGUAUCUUGUGUCAUACAGGGACGACAAAGGGAGAUCAUUUAUGUUUUAAAUCUUGCUCCACCACAUCCAGGUAUAUGUCCUCAGUUUUUAAAUUGGCUAGUUUUACAAUCAUUUCAAAUUUCAUAGUUAAUACCUGAUAGAGCCACCAUGGAAGUUGCACUGCAGCAUUAGCUUUAUCUGACCGGUUGAAUAUAAUUUUUCCAUAAGGUUUUCUCCCUUUGGAACAUUUAGUCGUUAUUUCCGUCAACAAGUAGCACGAUCGUCCCAUUUCAAGACGGAAACGUACUUGUGCCUUAUUACAUUAUCUUAAAAAGGGAAUCGGACAGUUCAGGUGUGUUUCAUUGUUAUUUUUUAUGAUUCCUUCUGUUCGCUGCUUUUUUUUUUUUCUUACUUCAGUUUUACAUUCAUGUCGAGAGUAAAGGGACUUUUGUAUGAUAUGCUGUAUAUAAACUACACCAAGUGAAAUCAUUGUAAACUUUCACCCUGGAAACAUUCCAGAAAGAAUGUCUUAAAUCAGUGUCAUGUUCUGUAAAUACUUCAUCACAUACAGCUAUGCUUCAAUCUGA